Molecule: messenger RNA, 9506 nt
Organism: Bacillus rossius redtenbacheri
Lineage: Eukaryota; Metazoa; Arthropoda; Insecta; Phasmatodea; Bacillidae
Product: fatty-acid amide hydrolase 2-like
Exons: 11
Coding region: 334-1902 (522 amino acids)
Cellular component (GO): endomembrane system
Source: RefSeq, a predicted model, not a curated record
GUAAUUCUUUUCGACUCAAGGACAUUUUGAAAUUCUGGUCGUGGAAAGUCCGGGAUUCGUGUGGAAAACCUGUUUUUUCUAAGAGGAUCUCAGCUUCGCGGUAUCGAGACGUCACGUGGCCUGCCAGCGCUGACGUGUGUCGGCCAAUGGGCGGCCAGCCAGGGCGUGACGCAAGCGCGCUGGUCGGCGAGUGGGCCAGUAGCACAGCUUCUCUCUCCCUGUGUGUCGCCAGUGCCGAGGCGGGAGUCGGUGAAGGCUGACCGAGUGUCAGCCUCUGUAGCGCCCGCGGCGUCUCAACUGCAAGCCCGCGCGUGUUGCUGACAGCCCGCGGACAUGGAGGUGGCGCUGAGGCUGUUCGGCGCCGUGCAGCUGCUGCUGUACUGGCUCACGCUGCCCGUGUACUGGCUGUGGCGGCGCUGGUACCCCGGCACCCGGGCUCCGCCCCCCACGGACCCCAUGCUGCUCCUCAGCGCCUCCAGGCUCGCCGAGGGCAUACGGUCGCAGCAGCUGAGCAGCGAGCAGGUGGUGCGCGCCUACGUGUCACGUCUGAGGGAAGUGGACGCCGUGGUCCACGCAGUCACCGACCACCGCUUCCAGGAGGCCCUCGCCGAGGCCCGGGCCGUCGACCAGCUGGUGGCCUCGGGGGCCAGCACCCAGGAGGAGCUGCGGCGAGACUCCCCGCUGCUGGGCGUGCCCUUCACCGUCAAGGAGAGCUGCUCUCUGCAAGGGAUGAGCUUCGCCGUGGGGUCGCUGCCCCGCGCGGGGGUGAAGGCCGCCGCGGACGGAGUGGCGGUCAGCUGCGUGCGGCGAGCCGGGGGCAUCCCCCUGUGCGUGACCAACACCCCGGAGCUGUGCCUCAGCUUCGAGACCGACAACCUGGUGUCGGGCCGCACGCUCAACCCCUACGACACGCUGCGCACCCCGGGCGGCUCCUCCGGCGGCGAGGCGGCGCUGGUGGGCGGCGGUGCCUCCGUGGUCGGCGUCGGCUCCGACAUCGCCGGCUCCAUCCGCCUGCCCGCCAUGUUCUGCGGCGUGUUCGGCCACAAGCCCACCCCAGGCUUCGUGUCCACGGAGGGCCACUUACCGCACUCGCCCGACCCCAACUUCAAGACGUUCCUGACGGUGGGCCCCAUCACCAGGUACGCCGAGGACCUGCGGCCCAUGCUGCGAGCCAUGGCCGGGGACUCCGCCCCCCAGCUGCGCCUCGACGAGCCGGUUGAUCUCGGCAAGAUGAGGCUUUUCUUCAUGGAAGACGCCGGCUUCUCUCUCGUCGGCGUACCUGUGCAGAAGGAGAUAAGAGCCUCGCUGCGCAAGGCCGUGGAAUGUCUGCGCACGAAGUACGGAAUGUCUGUGCAGACACACAAGUUCAAAGAACUGGAAGAGUCGGUGGAGAUAGGCUGCUCCACGCUGUUCUCUCUGAAGGGCAUACCGCAGCUGCUGAGCGAUGACGACAACCCCAAGAAAUCGAGGAACCUCGCGGUGGAGUUUUUCAAGUCGCUGUGCGGGUUCUCGACGAUCUCGCUGCAGGCGCUGUGCUUCUACUUGCUCAUGAAGGUCAACUCCUACACCUCGAGCAGCAGAGCGGCCAAGUACCAGGCCGACGGAGUCGCCCUCCGGAAGAAGUUCACGGAGAUGCUGGGGGGUGACGCGGUGAUGCUGUACCCCACGAGCCCCGUGCCGGCCUGCCACCACCUGCAGGUGUUCGUGCGCAGCGCCGCCGUGCUGUACGUGGUGCUGUUCAACGCGCUGGGGCUGCCCGCCACGCACGUCCCCACGGGGCUGGACUCCCGCCGGCUGCCCGUGGGACUGCAGGUGAUCGCAGGUCCAGGACAGGACAGGCUGUGUCUCGCCGUGGCUGAAGCCCUGGAGCGGGAAUUUGGUGGCUGGGUGCCCCCAUCGUAGUGCCUUGCCUUGGCUGAGGCAAUCAGGCACCCAGGCACCCAGGCAGCCAGGCACCCAGGCACCAAGGCUGGAGUUCGGCAUCUGGGUGCCUUCGCCAUAGUACCUCGUCGUGGCUGAGGCAAUCGGGCACUCGGGCACUAAGGCUGGAGUUCGGCAUCUGGGUGCCUUCGCCAUAGUACCUCGUCGUGGCUGAGGCAAUUGGGCACUCGGGCACUAAGGCUGGAGUUCGGCAUCUGGGUGCCUUCGCCAUAGUACCUCGUCGUGGCUGAGGCAAUCGGGCACUCGGGCACUAAGGCUGGAGUUCGGCAUCUGGGUGCCUUCGCCAUAGCGCCUCGCCGUGGCUGAGGCAAUCGGGCACUCGGGCACUAAGGCUGGAGUUCGGCAUCUGGGUGCCUUCGCCAUAGUACCUCGUCGUGGCUGAGGCAAUCGGGCACUCGGGCACUAAGGCUGGAGUUCGGCAUCUGGGUGCCUUCGCCAUAGCGCCUCGCCGUGGCUGAGGCAAUCGGGCACUCGGGCACUAAGGCUGGAGUUCGGCAUCUGGGUGCCUUCGCCAUAGUACCUCGUCGUGGCUGAGGCAAUCGGGCACUCGGGCACUAAGGCUGGAGUUCGGCAUCUGGGUGCCUUCGCCAUAGCGCCUCGCCGUGGCUGAGGCAAUCGGGCACUCGGGCACUAAGGCUGGAGUUCGGCAUCUGGGUGCCUUCGCCAUAGUACCUCGUCGUGGCUGAGGCAAUCGGGCACUCGGGCACUAAGGCUGGAGUUCGGCAUCUGGGUGCCUUCGCCAUAGCGCCUCGCCGUGGCUGAGGCAAUCGGGCACUCGGGCACUAAGGCUGGAGUUCGGCAUCUGGGUGCCUUCGCCAUAGUACCUCGUCGUGGCUGAGGCAAUCGGGCACUCGGGCACUAAGGCUGGAGUUCGGCAUCUGGGUGCCUUCGCCAUAGUACCUCGUCGUGGCUGAGGCAAUCGGGCACUCGGGCACUAAGGCUGGAGUUCGGCAUCUGGGUGCCUUCGCCAUAGUACCUCGUCGUGGCUGAGGCAAUCGGGCACUCGGGCACUAAGGCUGGAGUUCGGCAUCUGGGUGUCUUCGCCAUAGUACCUCGUCGUGGCUGAGGCAAUCGGGCACUCGGGCACUAAGGCUGGAGUUCGGCAUCUGGGUGCCUUCGCCAUAGUACCUCGUCGUGGCUGAGGCAAUUGGGCACUCGGGCACUAAGGCUGGAGUUCGGCAUCUGGGUGCCUUCGCCAUAGUACCUCGUCGUGGCUGAGGCAAUUGGGCACUCGGGCACUAAGGCUGGAGUUCGGCAUCUGGGUGCAUUCGCCAUAGCGCCUCGCCGUGGCUGAGACAAUCGGGCACUCGAGCACUAAGCUGGAGUUCGGCAUCUGGGUGUCUUCGCCAUAGUGCCUCACUGUAGCUGAGGCAAUAGCACUGAGACUGAAGUUAGGCCUCUCAGUACCUUUGUCGUGACUGAAGUAAUGAGACUAGGAGACCACGGAGUUCAGCAUCGGGUGCCUUCACCUUAGCACCUCGCGAAAUAUGCUCUCUAGUCCACGACAAUAGUCACUGUUGCCCAAAAAGAUCCAAUAAAUAUCCAUAGCAGCCUGUGAACUGCGUGCCAGGACUUGUGAAAGCUAUGCUGCUGAUUCUGCAGAGUUGCCUAGCCACGGCGCCAUUUCCUCGCAUUGACAAAAGUCAUCCAAGGGAUAAAAAGUUUAGUUUUACUACACAAAAAUCUCAAAGAAGUUACAAGGCCACUAAGCGGUAAACUAAAAGAACAAUUGUAUAUAUUAAGUUUAAUUUUCUCAAACUUUAACAUAAGCCGAUAAUAGUUUUUUUUUAGUAGUGGACAGAACUUUAAAGCUAAAGGUAUAUGCUGAUACUCAUGAACAUACAUGACCUCUAGGGCAAGGGAUUUACAGGAUUGAGCGCAGCAUACACAACAAUGUAAGUUGUCCUCGGACAUGAACAGUCUUCAGAUUAUGGACAGAAAAUUAAACUAUCGUGUUCAUAUUACAUUGCACGCAACUAAUCACGACAAAAGCCAUAACGGCAGAAAUAUUAAAGAACAAUGAAAGCUCUAUAGUUUAAAUUCUUUAAGGGAAAAGGGUAAACAAUUUUAAUAAUAAAUAUGGCAAAAACGGGUAAACAGUUACGAUGAAAGUUAAAUGGGAGGAAAAAGUACAUGAAAGAUUAUAAUGAUGCCCAAUCACUCAAGGAAUGUGUCAAAACAGGGCGGGGAAAAAAACUUAAUCUAUACAAAAUUAUACAUCACAACAUAACAAGGGCGCCCAUAUGAUAAUUUGUAGGGGGGGGCCAGACUUAGGGGUAUGAAGUAUUUUUAAUAUUUUGGAAGACUAACUGCGGCCUGUUACUAGCCAUAAAAUAGUUCCAGUUCUGACCCUGUUAAAAUUUUUUGUCCUGUUACUAAAAUAAUAGACCACAGUACUCAUUCGCCAUAAAAAAAGCUUUAUUGGCUACUUUAUUAAUUAAAUAAUAACUAUUUUAUUGUAACAAGUGAAUUUUUAGCAACACAAAUGCAGGAAUACAGUCCUUAUAUUUUUGCAGCGUCUCGGGAACACGAAUAUCAAGAAUACAGUCCUUCAACUCAUUGCUCUCUUUACCCCUAAAUAAAUGUCGCGUACAAAUUAAAUUAAAAUAAUUAUAAAGAUUAAACGUGUUGGUCAAAAGAUUUAACUUUGGGAGAGAAACGAUUUAAAUAUGUUAUCACAGUAGGAAAAUAGUUGUUUUUAAAUGUAACGCCUGAACUAUGCUUAUAAUUAUAGUCAAUUUUUUUUCAACUGUUGUUUACCUUUACCACGGCGAUAUUGUAUCACACAAAAUAUUCCCUCGUUCACAGUUAAAUGAAUAUUAGUAUGUUUUGAUAUAAAUCAUAAUUGCUUAUCAUUUAGAAUUAGCACAGAUGGAUUCAGUAGUCGAGGACUAUAAGUUUAUUUAGUGAUAGUAAAGCUUCAAAUUACAAAUGUGAAAUCUGUUUACAAUAUUCAAAUAAGAUAUAAGUUACUAAAAAAGGAAUUGUUUCAAAUCAUGUAACUUCAAACUCAAUUUAAUAUUAUCAGCUCAGAUCAUGUUAUCAAUGAGUGCCUUUAAACAGUGCUUACGGCUAUUUUUGCUCAAUGGUGUCAGCAAAUUGGACCACUGGAUAUGAACUACACUUAAGGGACAAGGUAAAUUCUCAAAAGUAAAUUGCAAAGUUAAGUUAUUAAUCAAACAGCAACUUCUAAUUCCAUCUGAUCAGACACAAAAUCAACAUUAUAGUUAGAACAAAUUAAAAUUUAGUUCAUACCAAAAAUUAUUCACAAUAAAAUUAAAUUGAAGAUGAACUUCUGGAAAAUUAGUGUGAUCUCAGAUUAUAUGAAAAUAAAUUGAUUUAGGUACUUGAUAAUCGAUAGUUCAAGGGACUCCCGAAAAUUGUUCAAAUGCUAUUCAAUACGACGGCAACCAACCUCCGUCAGUACAUGCGAAAGUAUGACGACACAGAUGACCCCUGGCUCUGAAACAGAGCUGUGCGUGGUCCGGGAAAUAUGGCUGCUCACUGCCGCUGCUUCCUUCCUCGCAGUGGGAAAGGUCUUGUUCGGUACGCACCAAUGGUCGAUUUCGAAGUUCUGUGUGAAACACAGCGCCCUCAACUGCUUCUAUAUCGCCACUGUCGGUCAAUCGUUGGCCUUCCUUCCUUCCGGCUGGAGCGGUUUUGAUAUGAACUUGCAGAAAUUAUUCUCCUCAGCUCGAUUCUCUUUAGCCAAAAAUGUUGAUCGCUGGCAUUACAGCACGUUGAACAGCGUCAGGAAUCAGUCUUGCAGGCUGUAAACUUAGUUGACUGGUUUCAUUCGUUUCCGUCGUGAAAAUUUGAUAGUUCGUUUCAAAGCAAGCAAUAGAUCGUGAAGUAACCCUAUCGUGGUUGCAGUUUAUCGCCUACGAUGAUUAAAAUUUGAUGUCACAAUAAUUUAAUUCAUUAAUACUACUUCUGCCACAUAGCUUUAUUAGUAAAAACUUGAAUGUCAGUCGAAACUAUAAUAAAAUCGUGCAAAAUUGUUAUGUCGUGGAUAAUCAAAAGUAGGUAAUAACGAUGUCUCUUCAAAACCGUGGUAGAACGAAUACUCCUUUUUUCUAAAGAAUGUACUUUUCCUUUGCUAUUUAAACGACUUUCAGAUGUCAAAACACAAAACAUAAGCUGAAUGUCCUAGCUAUCGCUAUUCGCUGGAUAUGCUAGCCAAUCAUUAACUUUCUUACAAGUUCAUCUUCUUAUAAUAAUUAAAUUUAUUGUUCAACACAUGAAUGUCAAUGGGUUAUUUAUAAAAUAUGAACAUUUUAUGAAACAAGCAAAGAUAAAAAAGAGGAAUUUCAUAUCAGUGUCUAAACACAAUCAUAGAGGAUUAACCUAAUUUAAGUUAACAGAAUUGUUAAGUAUGAAUAAAGUAUAAGAAUUUAAAUUUCAGUAUCUUAUGCUUCUCUACCUUCAUAAUUUAAUACAGAAAACAAAUUAAAAAUGCACACAUCACACAAUUUUUCACUAGUAUUGACAUAAAAAGCAAAUUUUAAGAUAAAUUAAUAUGCAUAAGUUUGAUUACGGAUUUGACUAUAAUAUUUAUCUGAAAAAGCAAACUGUAAAUUUAUUUUCUUUUUGCCGAACAAGUCAAGCACUUUGUCCUCGAAACCAGGGUUUUUCACUCUUUUCCUGUGGACACUUAGAAGGCACAAGCUGGACAGACGGUCCUCGCCAGUAGUACUUCUCAGCCACGUCUUCACUUUACGCAGUGUGCUGAAAGAACGCUCUAUUGUGCAAGUUGUGGGGGUAUGGUUUGGUAGAAUAUAAGCAGUCUCCUUAGGUACUGAUGGGUAAAACAUUGUUUCUGAAAGUAUAUCAUGGAGCUUUGUUUUUUCCAAACAUUCCGUAUUCGUCCAGACGUCAUACCAUACUCUGGCUUCUGCUUCCAAGUUGUCGAUUUGAUAAAACUUUUGCAAACUUUUUAUGUUUCUCAUGAAAUCUUUCGUCUCCUUUUUCAUCAAAUGUAGUUGAAGAAUUCCACCUUUGAGAGGUAUGCCUUUAUCUCUUUCAAAUCUUGUAGUAAGAGACAUAAUUAUAGAAUCCAUGUACGGAUUGUAAAUUGCAACUUUGAAAUAGUCUUCAGGUGAUGAGCACUGGACAUUCACGUUACAUCUGUGGGUCUGUCUUCCAGCCAAUAUUGGGAUUUUUAUAUCUAUGUCAAGCUCAUUACAGUCUUCUUUUACUGCCUCGAAAAUGGUUUUGAAUUCGUCAUUGCUUUCUCUCUGCUUUUGAAAUUUUUCUAGCAGGUCAGUAUUGAUGUAUCUGUCACCACACAAAAGUUAACAUGAUGCAGUGCGUGGUGCAGCUGUGGUUAGUGGCUGUGAGGUCACUUUAUAUCACUCGUGCAAUGAGGCAAGUUAUGGAAUGUUAAAAAAAUAAUAAAUAAGGGGAACGCAGGGGAGGGCAGAGGGCGGACGGCAGUCAUUGUUUUUACUAUUUAAUAUUAUAUAUAUUCCGUUCAAUAAAUUAUAACAUGUAUCUUCAGGGGGUGGGGUGUUUAAAAUUUUAUGAAGAUAACGUUUUUACGAAUGCAAUCCAAGCGACCGUGAGCGUACGUAAAAUCGGGAUUCCAGUGUGAAUUGCUUCCGAGUCUACUGAAGGUAGCGGAAUCCUUAUCCUUUUAAACACUUUUGAAGGAAAAAAUAAAGUUUUCCUCUAAGUUCAAAAUUCCAACAUAAAUUUUACGUUGUAAACUUUUCUGAACAAUAAUUCUUAUUUGAGUAACUUUAAUGGUGUAAGCUUACCUUAAAAAUUAUUGUGAAUAUUCUGAGCGGAUGUGAUGAAUGAGGAAAACUAAGAAGCACUACAUAAUAACAAUGGUUUUUAUCUUUACACUUUUCACUUAUUUAUUUACAAUUAAGUUAUUUAUACUGACUGAAUACACUAAACUAAAUCUAGACCAGAUGCAUAAAACUGUAGAUCUAAAGACUAUUGAAAAAUCUCUGUUUUGAGAUGUUAUUUGUGAACAUACACAUUAUUAUGACGAAAAAGUAGCAAAACAUUUCGCCGUCUGCAAGCACAUGUCAAUUGUCACGUCGUCUAACUCUGACUGGUCUAAAUCUGUUGUGUUGUGUUAUCGAGUGAGCUUGGGCAGGAUUACGAAGGGGAAUGACUCGCCACGGGCGUUGCGCUUGAACAGCGUUUUCUCCCUGUACACAACACCUUAUAUCGCAGCAGCAGAAACUAAUGCUUGAACUAACAAAAAAUGAAGUAGACAUGUAAAAAACGAUAUAAAAUAAUAGAUUCGUGUUGAACCACUUCUACAUAAUACCGAAUUUAAAUAAUUUUCUUUAAAGUAAAACACCUGACUACACUAUAUAUUUUUUCCUUCCCUGAAAGCUAGGGGGGGGCCACGGCCCCCCCCUGCCCCCGGGUAUGGGCGCCCUUGCAACAUAAGCCACAGCAAAUAGCAUUAAAGAAAAUGUGUCUGUCGAAAGUUCAAGGAUAUCAUUCCAAAAAGAUCAAAGUUGUACAAAUACAUCCAGGAAAAUCUUUGCUGAGAAUCAUGGCAAUCAUUCGCAACGGUGCAUGGCCAAAAACAUAAGUUAUCCAAACAUAAUUUAGAACUGGCAACCAAAACAGAUAAUUUAGUAUAAGAGAUUAAGUUCAAACUAAUAUGCUCACGGUGUGGCCACUCCACACCGGCAGUGAAACACUAAGUAAUUUUUUCAUGACUCACCUGCAGAACCUUGCUGGGACACUCGUUGAUGUGUUAAGCAAAACUAGUAGAUGUCCAUUGCGAUUUUUUUCCUAACCUAAGUUUCAAACAAAAUGUGUUUGGGAGGGGUCUAGGAAGGGAAGUCUAUAAGUGUGUCUCAGGCAGAAGCCUAUACACUCUAAUCAUUCAGGGUUUAAGCAAUGUAGGAGUGAUAACAUGCAUCAUGUGCUAGAAGGGGAUUGGUCAGCCAUGGCAGCGAUUGGCACCAUGACUAACUCCCCUCACUCUUUACUCUAGACUAAAACUAGAUAAGCUAGACCCAGGUAAAACCUGCAUAGACACAGGGAAAACCCUGGGCUCUUUCAUGCGGGGUGCAAAAAUCAUACGUUAAGUAAGCAGGUUAGAGGUAUGGUUCUGGAAAAAGAGUUUGACAGAGUAUAAAAAAUCUACCAUUCAGGGGUUGUCCGCAUUAGUUUUGGGAGGCACUAGUUAUUUCGGGUGCGGUAUAUCGUCGUUUUCCCACAGUUACGCCCUUAUCUUUUCUACCCAAUAGUCUCGCUUGAGCACACGCGCCCAACUCUGGAGAGGGGCGGUAGGAGAGGGAAUAGAGGGUAAACAAGGUAAGUCGGAGUGGGGAAGAAGAGACGAAGACUGGCGUGCCACGAUGUCUUCUUGGUAUUGUGCAUAUCAAUCCAAAGGAAUAAUAACUAGUUAUUGUUAAAAUAUUGUGGGUAAAAUACAAAGUGCCUAUAAGUGCAGCAUAUCAAUGGAAAUUUUACACUAAUUUUGUAUUAGUAAAUUACCAUAGUUCACCAAAUGUGCCUUCAGUAUUUAUGCAUUCAUUUAGAUGUGCAAAUUUGUAUGAUGGUUUAAAUAAAAUUGUUUUAUUUUU